AUGCGGCGCAUGCAAAUGCCAUUGAGAAUUUUCCGGUUUUUUGUAGCAGCCACCCUGAUUGCAGUGUACGCCGGAGUUCCAAGUGAGACUGUGAACAUAUUUGGUGUGUGGUAUACGGUUUCGCGUGUCGCAUUGAGUCACUGCUACUCAUAUAUUGAAACCCCAUCUUUGAGCUAUCUUCGCUCUGCGGCCUGGUGGGCUGGCAACAUAAGUUGCGUCACUGGAAUAAUUGCGGCGGCUAAGAAGCUAUAA
Messenger RNA from Penicillium daleae, 252 nucleotides. RefSeq lists its product as uncharacterized. NCBI's taxonomy places the organism in Eukaryota, Fungi, Ascomycota, Eurotiomycetes, Eurotiales, Aspergillaceae. The record is from RefSeq and is a predicted model, not a curated record. Bases 1 to 252 code for a protein of 83 amino acids. The transcript is spliced from 2 exons. Gene Ontology annotation, cellular component: membrane.